AUGCCUCAGUCUGCAGCAAUGAAUCUGCGUAAUUCCUUUGGCGAUCGAAAGAUCCCCGAUAUUUCACGCAAGAUCACGGCAUGUGUCUUGUGUCGCAAACUCAAGAUAAAAUGCCAUAUGAAUGAUAAUAACCCUCCUUGCAAUCGGUGCAAAGUGCGUGGGCUUGCGUGUUCGGUCAAUAAGAGCCUCCAGAUGCUCCUGGAGAAUGAUGCUUCAUGGAAGGAACAGAUGGAGGACCGAAUUAGCAGACUUGAACAGUCUAUCAAACAAAACACAACCCAGCCUUCUAGGAUUACCCGGGGUAAUGCUCCUCCGGCACAGCCAUUUAACCUCAACAAUAGUGAGACUGACACGCCUAUCACUCUACCUAAUCCUUUAUAUUCAGAGUCUUCUGCUACAGUCACCUUGGAUCUCUCAUGCAGUCUAGGCGCAUUUCCAGCAUCGUCAAUGAUCAAUCUUACGUUGGGUGAUAUUGGAGCAAUCUCAGGACGAAACCCUGACCCAGUCUCAUGCGGGAUCAUCCCACAAGAAAUAGCAGAGAUACUCUUCGUGUUCUAUAAGCAAAACUUGGAUCCUUGUAUUCAUAAUACCCUCGGCGACAACGACUCAUUAAGCACCAUCCGCGCACGCUCUCCCCUCUUCACUACAGCAAUAUGCACGGUAUCUGCAUUUUGCACUGGCUCCAAGUACUACAACACCCUACUGAAGCAUUUCACUACCCAAGUCUCCGGGAAAGUAUUUUCGAGCAAUCACACAUUCGACGAUGUCCGCGCGCUGUGUAUUGGAGCUUUGUGGCUAAACGAAGUUUCCACCGCGCUGAACAGUUUAGCCGUUCGAAUUUCUACAGAGCUAGAUCUACACAGGUGCAUUACCAAAAUGCCCCACACCAAACGAGCCUGCUACGACCGUACUCGGCUAUACUGGCUGGUAUACCUCUGCGACCACCACUGCUCUCUCAUCCACGGAAGACCUCCCCUUACACGAGACUUCCACUCAUUAAGAAGGCCAAGGGACUUUCUGCAGAGUUAUUACACCAACCCUUCUGACUUAAGUCUCAUCAGCCAGGUCGAGCUGUGGUCCAUCAGCAGUCGGGUCUUCGACAUGUUCGGUGCUGAUAUUGAAUGCAAGGCCACUAGCCAACGGUCGGAUAAACUGGAGCAGUUGAGUGAUAGCUAUGGUGGAUGGUUAGAAGAAUGGCUUACCAUGCUUUCCUUCACGAACGCAUCGGCUACAUUUUCACGUCGUGUCUUUGAUCUUUACUUCCAUUCUGCUAAAUUGUAUCUUUUCUCGCACAUCUUUCGAGGCUCGUCGCAGGAUACAAAACUCCCGAAAGCUGGGGCCGAAGGUGGAUCUGAUACUGGUACAGACGAGUUCGCACAUGGCGCGGUGAGAAGUGCGUUGGCAAUUAUCAAAUGCAUUGUCGAUGAUGACGAGUCAUCCUCAUGGCUGGGAAAGCUACCAACCUAUAUCGGAACCAUGGUAGCAUUCGCGUGUGUCUGCCUGGUGAAGGUAUCCGUCCAACAAGGACCAUAUGACCUGCAAGAUGAGGGUAUUCCUGGCUACCUUCAGCGACUCGUCCAGGUCCUCCUCUUGUCGCCGGUCGUCAACCAUCCCACGCAUCCGUUGCUGAGCAUUGCUAGAAGCCUAGAGACUGCUGCUGCUCUCGCUGGAUGUGUAAAUGGUGUAAAUGGUCAAGACUCUCUUGCCUCAAUCGAUAUGCGGGAUUUGGACCUUGAUUUCGGAUUUUUUGACAUGUUUACCAGCGACGCGUCAAAUGGAUGUCCUGAUAGCCACGGUGCAUUUCCAGGGAUUUGA
Molecule: messenger RNA, 1815 nt
Organism: Penicillium crustosum
Lineage: Eukaryota; Fungi; Ascomycota; Eurotiomycetes; Eurotiales; Aspergillaceae
Exons: 4
Coding region: 1-1815 (604 amino acids)
Biological process (GO): DNA-templated transcription; regulation of DNA-templated transcription
Cellular component (GO): nucleus
Molecular function (GO): DNA-binding transcription factor activity, RNA polymerase II-specific; zinc ion binding; transcription cis-regulatory region binding
Source: RefSeq, a predicted model, not a curated record